ACGGCUCGCGCGGAGCGGCUCAGGGGGACGCGCGCGCGUGGAAUGUUGGAGUUUUUUGGGUUUUUUUUUUCUUUUUUUGAAAUGAAACCGAAUUUUUAACGAACUUUUAACGGAUUUUUCCUCCGCUUGUCACUUUGUUUCUUCGGCUCGGCUGUUGCGUCACUGAUGGAAUCCCUCUUCCCCGGGCGCGCGCUGGGCUCCCGUCCGUAAAGCCGUUCCUCUGAGUUUUUUUGUUUAUUGUUGUUUUUUUGUUUUUGUUUGUUUGUUUAUUUGUCCGCCUCUGCGUCGCCGAUGGGGUCCCUCGCGCGCGGCUUGUGAGUGAGUUUUAAGGGGGACCCGGUCACUUUUCUAAUCGUUUCUUAUCCGUUUAUUUUUGUUUGAUAUUAUCGUUUCGUUUCGUUAUCGUUGUUAAUGUUAUUCGUUUACGUCUGUUUCUUAUUGGUUCACGUGGUGUUUGUUGUUUUCGGUCAGCGCGGCUCCUUUUCCCGUGAUCACGCGUCAGGACGAGCGCGUGGACGGCCGUUUUGAAGUCUUGAGAGCCGCGCGAGGGCUCGAGAGCUUCCCGUCACCGGCCCGCACGUGGCGGCCAGUGUCCGGGUGCCAUAGCAACGCUUCACACCUGGACUGGACAGUUUAAUUACGAAUGCUUUGAUCGUGCGCGCGAGCAUCGUUUCGGGCGGACGUCGCGGGAGCUGCUCGCAUCCACAGGGCUCGCGGAGGGGAUGGUGUGCGUGUGCGCGUGAGCGGAGGAGAUGGGAGCGGCGGGGCGGCGCGUGCUGCACCGCUGCUGCUGCGCGCUCGCACUCAUCUGCAGCCUCGCGCUGCUCGAGGCGAAAAUACUGGAGCCGGUGGAGUGGAGCACUCACAACAGCAGGUUCGUUCCUGGGAAAGGUCUGGUGAUUUACCCUGUGAUUGGAGAUAAGUUGGACAUCAUGUGCCCACGUGGUUCCGUGAGCCGGCCGUACGAGUUCUAUAAACUUUACCUGGUGAGGAAAGACCAGGCGGAGUCCUGUAGCACCGUUCUGGACCCCAACGUACUGGUCACCUGCAACAAACCCGAAAAGGACAUCAAAUUCACCAUCAAGUUCCAGGAGUUCAGCCCCAACUACAUGGGCCUGGAGUUCAAACGCAACGUCAACUACUUCAUCACCUCCACCUCUAAUGGAACACUGGAGGGUUUGGAGAAUAGAGAAGGAGGAGUGUGUAGCACCAGAUCCAUGAAGAUCAUCAUGAAAGUGGGACAGGACCCAAACACUGCCGACCUGGCGCCGACAGACGGUCCGGACCGAGAUCAGGACAACGAGAUUAAAGACCCAACAACCAGCCCGGCCAGGAAGAAAGAGAGAGACAAAGAUAGAGAGCGAGACAGACCCAUACAGCCUGGGAGUAAAGACACGAGAAACGGUGCUGGUUCUGGGUCAGGUUCUGGUUCCGGUUCUGGUUCCGGUUCCGGUUCGAGUUCCACCGAUGGAUUUUUCGGUUCCAAGCCCGCCGUGUUCGCCUCCAUCAGCGCCGGCUGCCUCGUCUUCAUCCUCAUCAUCAUCAUCCUCGUCGUACUGCUGCUCAAGCUGCGCAAGAGGAGCCGCAAGCACUCGCAGCCGAGGGGCGGGGCAGCGCUGUCGCUCAGCACGCUGGCCCCGCCCAAAGGCUCCACCCACGGCGGGGCGGAGCCCAGUGACAUCAUCAUCCCGCUGCGCACCAGCGAGAACAACUACUGCCCGCACUACGAAAAAGUGAGCGGAGAUUACGGACAUCCGGUUUACAUCGUCCAGGAAAUGCCCCCCCAGAGCCCCGCCAACAUCUACUACAAGGUCUGAGAGAGGGAGAGAGGGAAGGAGAAGGAGAGAGAGAGAGAGAGGGAAAGAGAAAGAGAGAGAUAAACGCGAACAUCCUCAAAAAAUAUCUUCAAACGAGACAGCGAGGAACAUGCCGGAUCCUUUGUCUUUCAUGUUUUCAAAACUGUUUGGAGAUUCUGGGGAUGAAAGGAUGGAAGGAGGGAAAAGAGAGGGAUGAAAACAGACGAAUGAAGGACUAAACGGAUUAGAGGAAAAAGACGAACGUGUCUUCGGAUGAGAAGAUGCAUCCUUUUUUUUCCCUCUCACAUUUUUAACCCGUUCGGAGGUCUGGAGAUGAAAGGAUGGAAAAGAGAGGGAUGGGAAGAAGACGAGUGACGGACUACGGUUGUGGAAGAGCGAGAGAAAGAGGUUGAUAAAGAGAAAGCGACGGAUACAUCUUCUCAUAAGAUGAGAGGGGAGAUGUGGCGUCUUUCUCUCGUCGAGCCUCUCUGGACAUGAAAGGAUGGAAGGAAGAGAGAGGGAUGAAAAACGAGCAGUGAAGGAUAAAUAGAUUUUGCACUUGUUUCCUCUCGGCCGUGUGUCUCUCUCUCUCCCAGUCCGACCUCUACAGACUCAGGCUGUGGACUUUUAUUAUGGAAAAUCCUCCAGCCAAUCACGGACAGACUUGGGCUGUUUGUUUUUUUCACGUUAGUUAUUUUAUUUUUAGUUUAUUUCAGUUUUUUUUCUGUUUUAAACCACUUUCAUCACUCGUUUCCACUCCUUCACUCGUUUACCCAAGAAUUUCUCUGUGCUUUGGCGGUUUAGUCCCCCUGACACACACACACACACACACACACACACACAGAUACGGACACACACACAGAGAGACACGGACACACACACACACACAGUCACAGUCACAGACACACGCAUACACACAGACACACACACACAC
Molecule: messenger RNA, 2730 nt
Organism: Pygocentrus nattereri (red-bellied piranha)
Lineage: Eukaryota; Metazoa; Chordata; Actinopteri; Characiformes; Serrasalmidae
Gene: efnb1
Product: ephrin-B1
Exons: 5
Coding region: 753-1817 (354 amino acids)
Biological process (GO): axon guidance; ephrin receptor signaling pathway
Cellular component (GO): plasma membrane
Molecular function (GO): ephrin receptor binding
Source: RefSeq, a predicted model, not a curated record